AUGGCUUCCUCGGCGCAUACAAGUCCCAUACAGUGGCCUCUCUACCACAACAACGAGGUUCACUUUGUUUAUGAGGCACCCUGGUGGUCGCGGGUUGUAUUGCUCGUUGAUGUUGCCAUGCUCCUCCCUUUGUUUGUCAUUUUCAAUUACACCCUACCUCGAGUCUACCCAGUCUUUGCCAUCGUACAGGACAGAAAGCGAGAAGAAUGCGAUCCCAUUAUUCUUGACAAUGUUGCCGAUGAGCGAGGAUUUCGUCGCAAUUCCGUCGAUAAUCCCAGUCGAAUCGAAUCGUCGUCUCCAGCUGCCAUCUAUCGACUGUUGGUAGACACUGAUGGCUUUCUCGCCAACUUCCGUGGCCUUUCUUGCGCUCUCCUCCAGGGAGUCGUCACUAUUUACCCAGUCGUCUUGGUCGCUCGUUAUUGGCACUGGGGGGGCAGCUUUCUGGUGAGACUUUCCCCUGCGCUGGUGAUGGUCCAGUUCAGCACUUUAUGGCUGCAUCUUGUCAUCACCAAGCCCAGUAAAGGGUCAUUCUGGAGACGUGUGCCCCCGUUUGGACGCACCUUCGAGGCGACAUGGAGAGCCGUCGUCGUUCACUGGGCUUCUGUUGAAGUAACGCGAUGGCUGCCCUACUGGUUAGCCGCUUCGAUGGGUAUCGACUGGCCGCAUUUCAACCUCCUCAUGCCCGACAACAUCUAUGCUUUCAGAAUCCACAUGGCAACCGGAGACCUCGCACUGUACUCCAAAUGCGCUCUGGUUAUCCUGGUUACCGUCAUCGGCUCCAUCUGUCUCGUUGUUCCCAGCCAAGUCGUUCUGAUGCGAAUCCAGGCGUCCCUUCUCCCGAUCGAAGAUGAUACUAUUAUUCCCUUCGACCGAUCCUUUGAUGGGAAAGUAGUGCCGUGUGCCAUGGGCGGUCGAGGUUAUGCCACAAUGUCCGAUGCGUUUCGAACUUAUACAUGGGCAUGUUGGAAGAAUCUGCUUAUUCUUUCCAUCAAAAUUAUCAUCUUAUCGUUGUCAUUGGUCGGUUUUGUUUCUUUCUUGUUGAUUGCACAGUGGUCCAUCAUCAUUAAGCGGACCGUGGAGCCAAACAUGUACAACAACUGA
This is a messenger RNA of Trichoderma citrinoviride, 1101 nucleotides long. RefSeq lists its product as hypothetical. NCBI's taxonomy places the organism in Eukaryota, Fungi, Ascomycota, Sordariomycetes, Hypocreales, Hypocreaceae. The transcript has 2 exons. The record is from RefSeq and is a predicted model, not a curated record. Bases 1 to 1101 code for a protein of 366 amino acids.